CACACCCACACACACAGUCAGAGACACACAAACACACACACACACACACACAAUCGGAGACACAUAAACGAUGGAGAAAAACGCUGCUGUGAACGGGCUGUUUGACAGGAAGAGGUCGGGUUGCACGGCUCAGGCGCUGGCUGCCAGCUCUCCGGGAGCAGAGGAAGGAGGAGAGGAGAAGCCUGGCUGUGGGACGGGCAGGGGCCGGGGCAGGGGAAUGGGCAAGGCUCUGGCUUUCCUCAGGAGGAACCUGCUGGUGUUGCUGACCGUGUCGGGGGUGCUGGCCGGGGCGGUGCUGGCGCUGGGGGUCAGGAAGCUCGGCUUGUCCCGGGCUCAGAAGGUGCAUUUCGCCUUCCCGGGAGAGUUGCUGCUCCGCCUGCUGAAGAUGGUCAUCCUGCCCGUGGUGUUCUGCAGCCUGCUGUCCGGGGCCGCCAGCCUGGACCCCCGAGCCCUGGGCAAGCUGGGAGGCAAAGCCAUCGCUUACUUCGCCAUCACCACACUGAUAGGCUCGGCACUCGGGGUGGCCCUGGGACUGCUCCUCAAACCCGGCACCGGCUCCCACACCGCCCUCAGCUCCAGCUCCAGCUACAACAUCUCCUCCAAAGAGGCCACUGACUCCUUUCUGGAUCUGUUCAGGAAUCUGAUUCCAUCAAACCUUGUUGCCGCAGCGUUUCGGUCGUACCAGACAGAGUACAGGUAUAUGCAGGAAACGGCCUCCGGUGGCAACACCACACUAGUCAAGGUUCCUGUCGGCACCGAGGUGGAGGGGAUGAACAUCCUGGGGUUGAUCCUCUUUGCUAUUACCUUUGGUGCUCUGAGGAAGCUCGGACCUGAGGGAGAGCAGCUUAUCAAGUUUUUCAGCGCCUUCAAUGAAGCGACUAUGAUCUUGGUCUCCUGGAUCAUGUGGUACGCGCCGAUCGGUAUCCUCUUCCUAGUUGCCAGCAAAAUAGUGGAAAUGGACGAUAUCGUUUCCUUGGUAACCAGCUUGGGAAAAUACAUCCUGGCAUCCAUUCUAGGCCACAUUAUACAUGGAGUUGUGAUUCUGCCUCUGAUCUACUUUGUGUUUACCCGGCGAAAUCCUUACACCUUUCUCCUGGGCAUCAUCACUCCAUUAACCACGGCUUUUGGAACCUGCUCCAGCUCUGCUACCCUUCCUUCAAUGAUCAAGUGUGUUGAGGAGAACAAUGGCAUAGAUAAGAGGAUCUGCAGGUUUGUUCUUCCCAUCGGUGCUACAGUGAACAUGGACGGAGCUGCUAUUUUCCAGAGCGCUGCUGCUGUCUUCAUUGCCCAGAUGAAUGACGUCACCUUAGAUGCUGGGCAGAUCUUUACCAUAAUUGUGACUGCCACAGCGUCCAGUGUGGGGGCUGCAGGAAUCCCAGCUGGAGGAGUUCUUACAAUAGCAAUUAUCCUGGAGGCUAUCGGCCUUCCCACCAACGAUCUCUCCCUAAUAUUAGCAGUCGACUGGAUUGUGGACCGGACCUGCACUAUGGUGAAUGUGGAGGGCGAUGCUCUCCUAGCGGGAAUUCUACACUACACCAAUCUGAAGGAACUGGACAAGCAGAAAACCGAAAUGACCGAGGUGAAGGUGGAGACAGUAGCAAACAUUAAAGCGGAGGAAGAAAGCUCCCCGCUGGUCAUCCACAAACAGCAGCCCCCGAAUCCGUACAACACCGCAGGCGAGGACUCGGAGUCCGUACUGUGAUGGGGGUGGAGGAGAUGUUCAGCACAGUUCCGGUGCCUGACUCCCAUUUCCUUGCGAGCCACGACCCAUGGCCAAGCAUCUGUGUUACUCAUUACGCAUCCUUUUCCGAUUCUUUGCUUUUAACAAGAACCAUCGGUAUUUCUGCCCCCAUCCUUUGGAACUCCAUCCCACGGUCCCUUUGCCUCACCC
This is a messenger RNA of Callorhinchus milii (elephant shark), 1891 nucleotides long. RefSeq names its product neutral amino acid transporter A. The record is from RefSeq and is a predicted model, not a curated record. Gene Ontology annotation, biological process: L-glutamate transmembrane transport; L-serine transport. Gene Ontology annotation, molecular function: L-threonine transmembrane transporter activity; L-alanine transmembrane transporter activity; L-aspartate transmembrane transporter activity. Gene Ontology annotation, cellular component: plasma membrane. NCBI's taxonomy places the organism in Eukaryota, Metazoa, Chordata, Chondrichthyes, Chimaeriformes, Callorhinchidae.